This is a messenger RNA of Pseudophryne corroboree (corroboree frog), 1365 nucleotides long. RefSeq names its product inositol-tetrakisphosphate 1-kinase-like. The coding region runs from base 165 to 1271 and encodes 368 amino acids. The record is from RefSeq and is a predicted model, not a curated record. Gene Ontology annotation, molecular function: ATP binding; inositol-3,4,5,6-tetrakisphosphate 1-kinase activity; inositol-1,3,4-trisphosphate 6-kinase activity. NCBI's taxonomy places the organism in Eukaryota, Metazoa, Chordata, Amphibia, Anura, Myobatrachidae. Gene Ontology annotation, biological process: inositol trisphosphate metabolic process. The transcript has 10 exons. Gene Ontology annotation, cellular component: cytoplasm.
AGUGUGUGCAUUGUGCCCAGCUCUAGCCCUCGUCAUCCACUGCGAGAACCAUCCUGCUCAGGACAGGCGGAAUGAUGUUAGAAGGUCAAAGGUGACUGGAGCUGGCUGGUGCUAACUGAGCAGACUGGUUUCCAGUAUAGGGACUGGUAGCAGGCACAGUGAUCAUGCCGGCACUGCAGACCAGGAAGAGGAUUGGCGUCUGUUUGAAUGAGAAAAAGAAAAGAAAACUGAAUUUCCAUGUGUUUGAGGAUCUAUGCAGGAAUCACGGCUAUGAUGUAACAGAGGUUGACCUCACCAAAUGUCUCAAUAGCCAAGGACCAUUUGAUCUGAUCAUCCACAAGUUAUCAGACCUCCUGGUGGAAGCUGGUCAAGACCUGACUUCCCACCACCUCGUCCAAAAGCUUCAGGUCUAUCUGGACACACACCCCUAUACCAUCCUCCUGGAUCCCUUACCUGCUCUUCAUACACUGCUUGACCGCUUCCAGUCCUACCACCUGCUACGCAGCCUGGAGACCCUCAACCAAGGGGUCAGUGUGUUCUCCCCUCCAUGUGUGGAGCUGAAGACCAAACGUAGUGAUGUGGUAUCACUGGUCAGAGCCCAUCUCACCUUCCCCAUCAUUUGCAAAACCCAAGUGGCUCAUGGGCCGAGCUCGCAUGAGAUGUCCCUGAUAUUUAAUGAUCAGGGCCUAAAGGAAGUGACUCCUCCCUGCCUCCUACAGAGCUUCAUUAACCACAGUGCCACGCUUUAUAAGGUGUUUGUGGUGGGAUCGCAGCGGUUUCUGGUGCAGAGACCUUCCAUACGCAAUUUCCCUCUGGGGGAGACAGACCAGGGGACAAUCUUCUUCAACAGCCACCAGGUUUCCAAAGCAGAAUCCUGUUCACACCUGUCGCAGACACCCCUGUACCCAGAAGUGCUUCGUCCAUCGGAUGAUGUUGUUCGACAGGUGGUUAAGGGACUGCAGGAGGCUCUGGGAAUGUCCCUCUUUGGUGUGGAUUUAAUUGUGGACACACAGUCUGGUCGUUGUGCUGUUAUUGACGUUAAUGCUUUUCCAGGAUAUGAAGGGGUCCCUGAAUUCUUCCCAGCUUUGCUUUCACAUGUGGAUAAAAUCCUGCAGAAGGAACCUUUCUCCACCUCGGAACACCCACCCGAUGUCCCCCAGUGUGAAGAGCGCGCAAUGAAACGGAGAUCACUACCAGAGGCUUGUAAGAGUCGGAUCAGCAACAAAUCUUACUUCACCAUGUGUACCCCGGCCUUGUCAGCUGACCGGUGACAAAGAUGACAUCCUCUAGUAAUCUCAGUAUGGACAACCUUUCGCUGUUAUGGAAUUACUCCUAUUGCACUGAGACAGUGUCAGGUAGCGGAGU